Molecule: messenger RNA, 1147 nt
Organism: Pelobates fuscus (common spadefoot toad)
Lineage: Eukaryota; Metazoa; Chordata; Amphibia; Anura; Pelobatidae
Gene: MED9
Product: mediator complex subunit 9
Exons: 2
Coding region: 61-408 (115 amino acids)
Biological process (GO): regulation of transcription by RNA polymerase II
Cellular component (GO): mediator complex
Molecular function (GO): transcription coregulator activity
Source: RefSeq, a predicted model, not a curated record
CGCUGUGUCGCUGAACGUGUGACGUACGGCUUCCGGUUCCCGGGGAAGAAACUGGGAAACAUGGCUACUGCGGGGCCCCCGAGACCGAGCGAGGAACCGGAGGAGGAGGAAGAGGAGGACGAGGCGCCCGAAGAGGAGGAAGAAGAGUACACAGUGCUGCCCCUGGUACAUGACAUCAUUAAAUGUAUAGACAAAGAGAGCCAGGAUCUUUACCAGGAACUUAACGAUCUCAAGAACAAGUUCCAAACCAUGAAAAAACUGGUCAAUGGCAUGCCUGGUAUCGACCUGAAUCCGGAUCAACAGCAACAGCAUCUGCAGAGUCUGCGGCAACAGGUCCAGACCAAGAAUGAACUUCUUCAAAAGUACAAGAGCCUCUGCAUGUUCGAAAUACCGAAAGACAACCUGUAGCUGUGCAGUCCUUUUUGUAAUAUGACUUCCAUAGAGAUGGUGGAUUAAACACUUGUCUCCGAAAUCCCAUUCAAACUUUGAAAAAGCAACUGGGAGAACUUCGGAAGAUGUCAUCGAUGUUGCCUCAGAAAAACCUGUGGAUGGUUCCCCAGUACUGGGGGUAGCUGGUACAGAUAAAUUACAGCUGAGCUUGAGAUAAUAUUUAAUAAUGAGACACUGUGGGCGAACGGCAUAACCUGUUUUUGAAACACAAGACAUCUUGCCAUUGAUUGGUAAUCCGUUUAAACCUGCAAGACAGUGUCACGGUGCUGAACGCUCUAUAGAAUGGGAAUGACUACGAAUGACCUUUUCCAUAGGAUUGUGUUUGUUUUAUGUUUUGUAUCUUUAUUUUGACCAAUAAGAAAUGUUUUGGUAUCCAACCUAUUUUUCAUUCUUGUUAAAUGUUUGGAGCACACUGGUAUCCUGAAAAUUAAACUUUAAAAUUAAACAAUAGGGUUUAAAUACUAUGUAUUUAUGCUAAAAUAAUUACAUCUAUACAACUUAAACAGGUUUCACCCCUUUCAGCGUUAAAGGUGGCAAAUGAUAGAGCUGUUACUGCAAUAGGAGAUUUGACAACUGGUUAAAAUUCAUUAAAAAAAAUAUUAAAAUGUAAUCUCUGCUUUUGUAGGGAUGACAUAUUUCCCAGCAUAAACAGGUUGAUCAUUCUUACCCAUCUUUGUGCUAUAAAUUUUGUAUGGGA